Mizuhopecten yessoensis (Yesso scallop) is the source of this 6506-nucleotide messenger RNA. RefSeq names its product centromere protein C-like. The transcript has 19 exons. Gene Ontology annotation, cellular component: kinetochore. The record is from RefSeq and is a predicted model, not a curated record. The coding region runs from base 1 to 4689 and encodes 1562 amino acids. Gene Ontology annotation, molecular function: centromeric DNA binding. Gene Ontology annotation, biological process: attachment of mitotic spindle microtubules to kinetochore; kinetochore assembly; spindle attachment to meiosis I kinetochore. NCBI's taxonomy places the organism in Eukaryota, Metazoa, Mollusca, Bivalvia, Pectinida, Pectinidae.
AUGUUGUCUCGGAGAAGUCUGACUCUUGCCAGCCAGAUAUCUCAAGCAACGACUGAUGGUCAAGCUUCUAAUGACAGUGAAGACAGCUGCCCUACCCCUAGGCCUCAGCCAUUGCCCCCUACUGCCAGCCUAGCUACUCCUAUCCUUGAAGCAUCUGAAGGGGAGGAGGACACACCUACAAACAAACUGCACAAUAGUUCUGUCCAGAAUGAGUCCUGUAGUGGAAAAGAUGGAGAGAUAUCCUCUCACAAGGAGGUAAAGCGUCAGAGCAGAGGGAGUUUGAAAAACCAGGACAUGUCCUCCGACGAUGAAGAGGUUCAAUUUAAAUCCACAAAUACUGGAGAGACAUCAGAGGUAAUGGCAAUGUCUGAACAAACAGCAGAGGUGACUGCUGCUGCAGAUAAGACUUCAGAAGACACAGCUGUCACUGAAAAGUUGACAGAAGACAUAGCUGUCACUGAAAAGUUGACAGAAGACAUAGCUGUCACUGAAAAGUUGACAGAAGACAUAGCUGUCAUUGAAAAGUUGACGGAGGUCACUGAUGUCAUUGAAAAGGUGACAGAUGUCACUGAAAAGGUGACAGAGGUCACUGCUGUCACUGAAAAGUUGGCAGAGGUCACUGCUGUCACUGAAAAGUUGGCAGAGACAACCACAGUUGAGGACAAGACAUCAGAGGUCACAGCCUUAAUGGGAAAGUCAUCAAAGAGUUAUAUCAGCAACACAAUUAACAUUGGAGGAAAUGUGACAGGCUCCCUUACUAAGUCAGACGACCCAAGUAUGGAGACAACAGGACCAAUUCCCAGCUUCAGAACACGUAAAAAAUUAUCAUUCUCAGCCCUGGAGAAGAGCUUGAUGAUAAAAGAGAACAAGAAAAAGAAACGGAGCACUAGUGAGGUGUCCCCUGUGGUUAACAGUAACCCGUUUAUCAAUAGAUCUGGGACCAAGUCAACUAGCAGUUCUAUAAUGGAGGAUACAGGGGACAGUAGUCAGACCUCUGCUCCAGAGUCGCUGGACCAGAUGAGUGACUGGUAUGUUGAAGAAGAGUUCAGGAUUGUGAGUGACGAUUCUGUAUCAAAAAUCGCAGAAGCAAAACGGAAAUCCAAGGGAGGCGUGAAACUGACAAGAGGAGGGAAAUCUCAGUCACAGAGUGGGAAAUCAGUUGAAAGGCGUACAUCUAAAGCAAGGGAGGAAAAUGUCCCGGAUCGUGAGAGUUCAAUGUCAGUGAAAAUGCAAACAGCAAAAUCAGUAGGGAAACGGAAAUCACAAAUAGUUCCUCCCAACGUUGGGGAAGAAAGCAUUGAGACAAAUUCUCAAAAUACAAGCAGUACAAUGAGAAAGAAAAGCUUGAAACGAAAAUCUAAUAAUGAAGGUGAGAGUUUUAAGGCAGAAGUGAAAACAGCAAAAUCAGUAGGGAAACGGAAAUCACAAAUACAACAAGCAGUUUCUGCCAAAGAUGCUGAAGAGAAUGUUGACGAAAAUUCUCAAAAACAAGGUAAAACAUUGAAACAGAAAAUCCUGAAACGGAAAUCUAUUGCUUCUGUUCCAAGUAAAACUGCAGAUCAAAGCAAUGGAAAGGACAAACAUACAAAAGGAUGUGAAGAUUUGGGUGAAAAACAAACAAAGGCGAAAAAGCGAAAAUCACUAGCUGUCAAAAAUAGAACCAUGUAUGAGGGAAACAAAUCAGAAAAGGUGGAAUAUUCAUAUGAUUCGGACAACAGCAGUGUGAUUAUUGACGAAUAUGAAAAAGAAAUUGAGAAAGAAUUGAAAUCUAGGAAAUCAAGAGCACACAAGCCUGAUUAUGUGUCGGGGAAACCUUCCAAGUCUGUGGCUGAUGCUGUGUCGGGGAAACCUACCAAGUCUGUGGCAGAUGAUAAUGUAAAAUUAAACAAAAAUGUUGUGAAAAAGCGAAGAACAUUUGUGUUAGGUGAUGAUGACUCGGAAACAAAAGAACCUUUAGAACGCAUUCAAACAGACAUAAAAAAUACUAAGGCAAGUGUGAGCGAUACAGGAGGAUGGUCUAGUAGAUCCAAGGUCACAGACACAGGGGACAUAAGUACCAAAAAACGGGGACAGAAAAAUAAGUCUUUACUUGAGAAAAAGCAGGGAGAAACUUCUCAUGAUAUGGACAUUGAAAAUGAUGGAAAUAGCUCUGAAAAGGUUUUUGAUGAUGAUUUGAAUAAAAAGGAAGGAAGUGUCGUUAAAAAGCCACUUAAAAGGAUAGGAAGGAACAGUAGAAAAUCUUGUCCUCAAAUUAGAUCUAUUCCAACUACUCACCCGUCAAAUGACACAGAAGACAAUGGUGUUGGUAAAAAAAUGAGGAAGAAUGGAAGGAAAUCUUACCCUUCUAAAUCUGUCCCAGCUCGCCAGUCAAAAGGCAUGAAAGACCACAUUGAUGAGGGUAGCAUAAUGGAUACAGAUUGUGUUACAGCAGCUGAUGAGGAUUUACCUUGUGAAGACGUACCUGUUGAGGAAGAACCGUGUGAGGAUUUGCCAGACAAGGACUUAUCUAGUGACAACUUACCUGAUGACAAUAUACUUGAGGAACAGGAGCAAGACAUUCGUAAAAACCGUAGGCCCAGAAGAGCUGUUGCAGCCAAAAGGAAACCUGAUAAGAAAACAAAGGGUACUGGUUUAUUAAAACAAACUUUGUCAAAGAAUAAAACAAAGAAAGGAGUAACUGAGAAGAAAAAGGGGAUGCCAGAAAAACAAUCCAACGUGUUAAAAACAGGAAAAACGGAGCCAAAGCAAGUUUCCACAGCAAAGGGCAAACUUAGGAAUGAACAGGUGUCGGAGAAUAAACCCAAUAAUGGGUCAAAAUCUAAGUCCAAGAUUCUUUCUAAAGCAAAAGGGAGAAGAAAGCAGAAAAUCAGCAUAGGAUAUGUGGAGGGGGACUCAUUGACUUGUACUCCAAAAAUCUCGUCUAAUUCUUUAACACUAUCAAAGACUGCAGCAAGGACAUUACAGUUAGACGUGUCUGAGGAACAGGAGGUUGACAACCUCGACAUCAAUGAAAGUGUUUCAAAUGUGCAAUCUUCACAGAAAAACAAGAUGUCUUCAAGGAAAAAUAGUUUAUCAAAUCGAAAAUCAAAGAAACAAAAAGGUAAAAAAGGAGAAAAUGUUGCGAGUAGGGAAAAUGAUGAUGAGAAGGAAGUUUCUGCUGUCAUAGUUUCAGACCCAGUGCCUGCUGACAAUGAUAUUCCCAUGCUUUCUCAGUCUAAACAGUCCAAUCUCCGCAGGAGCCUACUAGCAAAUACCAUAUUGUCACCUCAAGGUUCUUUUACCCCCUUUUCUGCAACACCUGGAUCAGAAUUUACCCUGACUAGAAGGGAGGAAAUGUUUCGCAGCGGGGUGUCAUUUCGUCAGCUGAAGGUGGAGCGAUCAGGAAAAAAAUCUAUCUCACAGAAUAGAAGCAAAACAUCAGAUAUUGAAGACAAUGAUCAAGAUGUUGCUGUUGAUAAAGAUGAAGAUGACGAUGAUCAAAACCUGGAUGCUGAUGAGGAUGUACAGGAUGAGGUUGAUUAUGGAGAUGAAAAUGGAAAUGACUUUCCUCAAAAUGAGAUAGAUGAUGAUAUCAGGGAUGCACAAGAGUCUUCUCCUAAACAACAAAGCACCUCUAACAGGAAACAACUCGCGAGGAGGAAGUCUGGACUGUCGAAAGGGCUAUUAGGUGCCACACCAAAGUCUUCCUCUUCGCCAGCAAACCUCACUCCCUGCCUUGUUACACCGGGUAGAAAGAGUUUGAGUAAAGCGCGUAGGGUCACCAUCAGCAACCAAGUCACAGAGGCUGUGUAUAUCGUCCCAUCCGAUACCUCGUCACCAGACUCGCCAAUCUCCUCCAAGGCUAGUCGGCGCCCCAGUAUUCCUGGUGGUGAGCUUACAACGUACAUUUCCAUGUCAUCCACGCCUAUACAUGCCUGUGAGAGGACCACAACAGAAACACCAGAGCCGUUCCAGAAACCAGAGAAAUGCAAAAUCAUACUGCCGGACCCAUCUCCCCCUGAUGGUGUGAGAAGGUCACAGAGGACGAGGGUACAGACUUUGGAGUGGUACAAGAAUGAACGAGUUGAUUAUAAAUACAGGAAGUCAGGCGGAUUUGUUAUAGCGGGAAUCAUUCCCUCACAAGAAGCUAAGAUCUUGGAACAUGAGAAGAAAAAGAGAAAAAAUAUGCAGAAAGCCCAUAAAAUGAAAAAAAAGAAGAAGAAGGCCGCGUCACCACCCAGAAAUCUUUCUAUGCACACUCCAAUUCCAUCAGACAUGAACCUCACGGUGUCAGACGAGAUUCCUGUGAUGAACCCCGACACAGAGGAGGAAGUGUAUGUGGAGUGUUUUGCCAGUAAAGACAGUGGGGUGUUUGUGGGUCCCUCUGGUAAGCAGCCCUCACCUGAAGAUCCCUUCGUAAUGUCACGUAUCCUGGACCAGAAGGGGUUCGGCACUGGCAUGUUAUUGUUGCGCCCCCUGCAGGAGAAGACAAUUCAGAUGGUCAGCCGAGGCACUCUGAUUUUCCUGCUGGCGCAGGGUGUGAUAACGAUGACAGUGCACAAAGCGUCUGUCAUCAUGGAGGCUGGCGACUCAGCCUUUGUUCCCAGAGGAAACACAUACAGCAUGAAAAAUCUACGCUCAGAAGAGGCAAAACUUUCCUACACAGUUUUGAAGGAAACACUUGAUACUAGUAACAUGUGGACAUCUUGAAUUAUCUAUCAACCAUACAUAUACUGUACAUUGUGUAUACCAUCAUAGAAACCUCAAGUUAUCGGUCGUACAGAUGACAUACAUGGAGCUAUACCAUCAUAGAAACCUCAAGUUAUCAGCCAUACAGAUGAUAUACAUGGAGCUAUACCAUCAUAGAAACCUCAAGUAAUCGGCCAUACAGAUGACAUACAUGGAGCUAUACCAUCAUAGAAACCUCAGGUUAUCGGCCGUACAGAUGACAUACACGGAGCUAUACCAUCAUAGAGACCUCAAGUUAUCGGUCGUACAGAUGACAUACAUGGAGCCAUACCAUCAUAGAAACCUCAAGUUAUCGGCCAUACAGAUGACAUACAUGGAGCUAUACCAUCAUAAAACCCUUACAUUAUUGACUAUACAAAAGAGAAGCAGUAAUUUCUUACAGUGCAUACAUGUGUUAUAUAUUUUCAUAUGUUAACUAGCACCAGAUCAGGGUUUUUUGGGAUUUUUUUUAUUACGAUGAUAAAAAUAAUCAAAUCUAUUUCAAUUUGUGUAAAAUUUGACAUCAAAAGAUGCAAUUUUGCUUAGUAUAGGAAUCAUCGAAAACUGCAUUAUUAGGAAUAGAAAAUGAGGUCAGUAUGUUACUAGAUUGUACAGUAGUAGUAUUUUUGUAAAGAUGUUGUAUAAAUCCACAUACCUCGGGUCAGUGUUGCUGUACAAGGCAACAUUAAUCUGCAGUGUGAACAUAAAAUCAUGUUUUUGAUUAUCACAUAUUUAUUUCAAAAUGUCCAAUCAGAAUCAUACAUAUGGUGGGAAACAUUAUAUACAUUGUAUAUAUAUAGAUAUAUAAUACAAUUACAAUUCAUCUAAUGCCAAUUAUGAUUUUCUUUAGAUAUAUCACUUUCUACAUUGUAAACAUAUUAUAUGGAUAACCAGCAUUUUCUCAAUGUUUCUAAUCAAUAAUAUUUCUGCACACAUGCUAACAUGUGGAAGUGUUUAAUUCUGGUAUCUAUUAUUUAUUCUUUUAAAUAUAUUCCGGUUUAUUGGUAACUGUCCUCCAUAGAAACAUGUCUUUGCCAUGGUGACCUAUAAUGAUAAUUGUUUUGGUAAGGGAUUCCAUCAAUCUCCAGGUGUAGUUGGUUCUCUCUUGUCAAAGGUUGAUAAGUGUGUCAGGAAUGACUGACCUAAAGUAAGGUGGAGAGACACAAUUCAUGAGAAAUGGUCUUUAUUUUAAUAAGAUAUCUGUAUGAAGCUUUUAUUUGCCACUAAGUCACUGAAAUGGCCCCAAUCCAAACUAAAUUUUAGUGUUUUUUUCUAUUCUUGAGUUCUUUUUUUUCUAUCAUAAUUCACCAUUAUUGAUAUUCACUAUUAAAUGUAAAUGAUAGUAUUUAUUGAUAGAAAUGAAUUUUAAAUUUGAUUUUGAAUAAAAUGUACAUUGAUAAAAAUGUAAUGCAUUACAAAAUGUUUGAAUGUUUUCGGGUAUAAAUCCUGGCGGACCUGCAAAUGUUUAUGCAGGCCUUGUAAUGCUUUGUCAAGGCUCGUCUGAAAGCACCAUCAGACUACUAGGUCCGAUGCAUGGUCUUUACCCCUUUCACCCCUAGGUAACUAGAGAGGACUCUACCAUACAUCUGGAUGAGUCCAUGAUGGUCUACAGUGGUGAAAGGGUUAAAGCAGUUUGAGUGUUAGGUGUACAUACAUUUUGUGUAAGUAGUCUAUAAAAUAUCAACUAUUAUUGAGUGGUAUUACUUUUGUUAUAUGUCUUCCUAAAUAAACUAAAGAUGAUCAGCUGCUUGUGUUUCUACUGUGUCUUACAAAUAUAUCAAAUAAACUGGUACUCACAU